AUGAAGGACAUUGACAUAGGAAAAGAAUACAUCAUCCCCAGCCCUGGUUAUAGAAAUGUGCGGGAAAGAACCAGCAAUUCAGGGCAGCACCGAGACCGCGAGGACUCCAAGUACAAGAGAACUCAACCGUUGGAUUGCCAGGAUGCCUUGGAAACAGCAGCCCGAGCAGAGGGCCUUUCCCUGGACCCCUCCAUGCAUUCUCAGCUCAGAAUACUGGAUGAGGAACAUCCCAAGGGAAAGUACCAUCAUAGCUUAAGUGUUCUGAAGCCCAUCCGGACCACUUCCAAACACCAGCACCCAGUGGACAAUGCUGGGCUCUUCUCCUGUAUGACUUUUUCUUGGCUUUCUCCUCUGGCUCGAAAAGCCCACAAGAAGGGGGAGCUCUUGAUGGAGGAUGUGUGGUCUUUGUCCAAGUAUGAGUCUUCCGAGGUGAACUGCAGAAGACUAGAGAGACUGUGGCAAGAAGAGCUGAAUGAAGUUGGGCCCGACGCUGCUUCCCUCCGGAGGGUUGUGUGGACCUUCUGCCGCACCAGGCUCAUCCUCUCCAUCGUGUGCCUGAUGAUCACGCAGCUGGCGGGCUUCAGUGGACCAGCCUUCGUGGUGAAACACCUCCUGGAGUACACCCAGGACACAGAGUCUAACCUCCAGUACAGCUUGCUGCUAGUCCUGGGCCUCCUCCUGACAGAAACCGUGCGUUCUUGGUCACUUGCACUGACAUGGGCGUUGAAUUACCGAACUGGGGUACGCUUGCGGGGAGCCAUCCUAACCAUGGCGUUUAAGAAGAUCCUUAAGCUGAAGAACAUUAAGGAGAAGUCUGUGGGUGAGCUCAUCAACCUGUGCUCAAACGAUGGACAGAGGAUGUUCGAGGCAGCUGCUGUUGGCAGCUUGCUGGCUGGAGGACCUGUUAUUGCCAUCUUGGGCAUGGUUUAUAAUGUAAUUAUUCUGGGACCAACAGGCUUCCUGGGAUCAGCUGUUUUUAUCCUCUUUUAUCCUGCAAUGAUGUUUGUAUCACGGAUCACUGCGUAUUUCAGGAGAAAAUGUGUGACCAUCACAGAUGACCGUGUCCAGAAGAUGAAUGAAGUCCUCACCUACAUUAAAUUUAUUAAAAUGUAUGCCUGGGUCAAAGCAUUCUCUCAGAGUGUACAAAAAAUCCGAGAGGAUGAACGUCGAAUGUUGGAAAAAGCCGGGUACUUUCAGAGCAUCACUGUCGGCGUGGCUCCUAUUGUGAUGGUGAUCGCCAGCGUGGUGACCUUUUCUGUUCACAUGACCCUUGGCUUUGAUCUAACAGCAGCACAGGCUUUCACAGUAGUAACUGUCUUCAAUUCCAUGACUUUUGCUUUGAAAGUUACACCGUUUUCAGUAAAGUCCCUCUCAGAAGCAUCUGUGGCUGUUGACAGAUUUAAGAGUUUGUUUCUAAUGGAAGAGGUUCACAUGAUAAAGAAAAAACCAGCCAGCCCUCACCUCACGAUAGAGAUGAAAAAUGCCACCUUGGCAUGGGACUCCUCCCACUCCAGUAUCCAGAACUCACCCAAGCUGACCCCCAAAACGAAAAAAGACAAGAGGGCUGCCAGGGGCAAGAAAGAGAAGGUGAGGCAGCUGCAGCGCACUGAGCACCAGGCGGUGCUGGCAGAGCAGAAGGGCCACCUCCUCCUGGACAGUGACGAGCGGCCCAGCCCUGAGGAGGACGAGGGCAAGCACAUCCACCUGGGGAGCCUCCGCCUGCAGAGGACGCUCUACAACAUCGACCUGGAGAUCGAAGAGGGUAAACUGGUUGGAAUCUGUGGCAGUGUGGGAAGUGGAAAAACUUCUCUCAUUUCAUCCAUUUUAGGCCAGAUGACACUUCUAGAGGGCAGCAUUGCAGUCAAUGGAACCUUCGCUUAUGUGGCCCAGCAGGCCUGGAUCCUCAAUGCCACUCUGAGAGACAACAUCCUCUUUGGGAAGGAAUUUGAUGAAGAAAGAUACAACUCUGUGCUGAACUGCUGCUGCCUGAGGCCUGACCUGGCCAUCCUUCCCCACAGUGACCUGACAGAGAUUGGUGAGCGAGGAGCCAACCUGAGUGGCGGGCAACGCCAGAGGAUCAGCCUUGCCCGGGCCUUGUAUAGUGACCGAGACAUCUAUAUCCUGGACGACCCCCUCAGUGCCUUAGACGCCCACGUGGGCAAUCACAUCUUCAACAGUGCUAUCCAGAAGCAUCUCAAGUCCAAGACGGUUCUGUUCAUUACCCACCAGUUACAGUACCUGGCUGACUGUGAUGAAGUGAUCUUCAUGAAAGAGGGCUGUAUUACAGAAAGAGGCACUCAUGAGGAAUUGAUGAAUCUGAAUGGUGAUUAUGCUACUAUUUUUAAUAACCUGUUGCUGGGAGAGACACCCCCAGUUGAGAUUAAUUCAAAAAAGGAAACCAGUGGUUCACAGAAGAAAACACAAGAGAAGGGUCCUAAAACAGGAUCAGUAAAGAAGGAGAAAGCAGUGAAGCCAGAGGAAGGGCAGCUCGUGCAAAUGGAAGAGAAGGGGCAGGGUUCUGUGCCCUGGUCAGUGUAUGGUGUCUACAUCCAGGCUGCUGGGGGCCCUUUGGCAUUCCUGGUCAUUCUGUCCCUUUUCAUGCUGAAUGUGGGCAGCACUGCUUUCAGCAACUGGUGGUUGAGUUACUGGAUCAAGCAAGGAAGUGGGAACACCACGGUGACUCAAGAAAACAGGACGUCUGUGAGCAACAGCAUGAAGGACAAUCCUCUCAUGCACUACUAUGCCAGCAUCUACGCCCUCUCCAUGGCAGUCAUGCUGAUCCUAAAAGCCAUUCGCGGAGUGGUCUUUGUCAAGGGCACAUUGCGAGCCUCCUCCCGGCUCCAUGAUGAGCUUUUCCGAAGAAUCCUUCGAAGCCCUAUGAAGUUUUUUGACACUACCCCCACGGGAAGAAUUCUCAACAGGUUUUCCAAAGACAUGGAUGAAGUCGAUGUGCGCCUGCCAUUCCAGGCCGAGAUGUUCAUUCAGAACGUCAUCUUGGUGUUCUUCUGUGUUGGAAUGAUUGCGGGAGUUUUCCCAUGGUUCCUCGUGGCAGUGGGACCCCUUGUCAUCCUCUUUUCAAUUCUGCACAUUGUCUCCAGGGUCCUGAUCCGAGAACUAAAGCGUCUGGAUAAUAUCACGCAGUCACCUUUCCUUUCCCACAUCACAUCCAGCAUACAGGGCCUUGCCACCAUCCACGCCUACAACAAAGGGCAGGAAUUUCUACACAGGUACCAGGAGCUACUGGAUAACAACCAGAGUCCUUUCUUCCUGUUCACUUGUGCGAUGCGGUGGCUGGCGGUGCGGCUGGACCUCAUCAGCAUUGCCCUGAUCACCACCACUGGGCUGAUGAUUGUUCUCAUGCACGGGCAGAUUCCCCCGGCCUACGCAGGGCUUGCCAUCUCCUAUGCUGUGCAGUUGACAGGGCUGUUCCAGUUUACUGUCAGACUGGCAUCGGAGACAGAAGCCCGCUUCACCUCAGUGGAGAGGAUUAACCACUACAUCAAGACUCUAUCUUUGGAAGCACCUGCCAGAAUUAAGAAUAAGGCUCCCUCCCCUGACUGGCCCCAAGAAGGAGAGAUCACCUUUGAGAAUGCAGAGAUGAGGUACCAAGAAAAUCUCCCUCUGGUCCUGAAGAAAGUGUCCUUCACCAUCAAACCCAAGGAGAAGAUUGGCAUUGUGGGUCGAACAGGAUCAGGGAAGUCCUCUCUGGGCAUGGCCCUCUUCCGCCUGGUGGAGUUGUGUGGAGGCUGCAUCAAGAUUGAUGGAGUGAGGAUCAGUGACAUUGGCCUUGCUGACCUCCGGAGCAAGCUCUCCAUCAUUCCCCAGGAGCCGGUGCUGUUCAGCGGUACUGUCAGAUCAAAUUUGGAUCCCUUCAACCAGUACACUGAAGACCAGAUCUGGGAUGCCCUAGAAAGGACACACAUGAAAGAAUGUAUUGCUCAGCUACCUCUGAAACUUGAAUCUGAAGUGAUGGAGAAUGGGGAUAACUUCUCAGUGGGGGAACGGCAGCUCAUGUGCAUAGCUAGAGCCUUACUCCGUCACUGUAAGAUUCUGAUUCUAGAUGAAGCCACAGCUGCCAUGGACACAGAGACAGACUUACUGAUCCAAGAGACCAUCCGAGAAGCGUUCGCUGACUGCACCAUGCUGACGAUUGCCCAUCGCCUACACACAGUCCUAGGCUCUGAUAGGAUUAUGGUGCUGGCCCAGGGGCAGGUGGUGGAAUUCGACACCCCAUCGGUCCUUCUUUCCAACGACAGCUCCCGGUUCUACGCCAUGUUUGCUGCUGCAGAGAACAAGAUCGCCGUCAAGGGCUAA
Messenger RNA from Rangifer tarandus platyrhynchus (Svalbard reindeer), 4314 nucleotides. NCBI's taxonomy places the organism in Eukaryota, Metazoa, Chordata, Mammalia, Artiodactyla, Cervidae. The record is from the annotation of a GenBank genome assembly.